AUGAUCUUCGUCAGAACUCUUUCGGGUCAGACAUUGGCCUUUGAUGUCAACGAUGUUCUUAGCAUCAAGUCCCUGAUCGCUGCACGAGAAGGAAUUGCUGUCGAAGACCAGAGGCUUAUCUACGCCGGUCGUCAGCUCACGGAUGAUGAUGAGGUCGAAGCAGACUCGACUCUUCACUUGUCGCUAAGCCUGCUCGGAGGUGCUAAGAAGAGAAAGAAGAAGGUUUACACAACCCCAAAGAAGAUCAAGCAUAAGAGAAAGAAGGUCAAGCUCGCUGUGUUGAAGUACUAUGAGGUCGAUGACAAUGGUAAAAUCCGCCGUCUUCGCAAGGAGUGCCAAUCACCAUCGUGCGGUGGAGGAGUAUUCAUGGCUGCUCAUGAGAACAGAUACUAUUGCGGUCGCUGCCACGAUACCCUCGUCGUUGAAGAACCCGUUGCCUCCACGAAAGGAA
Molecule: messenger RNA, 451 nt
Organism: Cooperia oncophora
Lineage: Eukaryota; Metazoa; Nematoda; Chromadorea; Rhabditida; Trichostrongylidae
Source: the annotation of a GenBank genome assembly